Messenger RNA from Hippopotamus amphibius kiboko, 741 nucleotides. RefSeq names its product retinol dehydrogenase 16-like. Lineage: Eukaryota; Metazoa; Chordata; Mammalia; Artiodactyla; Hippopotamidae. The record is from RefSeq and is a predicted model, not a curated record. Bases 1 to 741 code for a protein of 246 amino acids. The transcript is spliced from 4 exons.
AUGUGGCUGUCCCUGGCGGUCGUUGUGGGCCUGUACUACCUCCUGCGCUGGUACCGGGAGAGGCAGGUGGUGAGCCACCUGCGGGACAAGUUCGUCUUCAUCACGGGCUGUGACUCGGGCUUCAGGAACCUGCUGGCCAGGCAGCUGGACCUGCGAGGCUUGAGGGUGCUGGCUGCGUGUCUGACGGAGCAGGGCGCCGAGCAGCUGAGGAACCAGACGUCCGACAGGCUGGAGACGGUGAUCCUGGACGUCACCAAGACGGAGAGCAUCGCUGCGGCCGCCGAGUGGGUGAAGGAGCGUGUGGGGGACAGAGGACUCUGGGGUCUGGUGAAUAACGCCGGCAUUUGCACACCCAUGGCUCCCAAUGAGUGGCUGCACAUAGAGGACUUCGAGAGGAUGCUAGACGUGAACCUGUUGGGGGCGAUCGAGGUGACCCUGCGUCUGCUGCCCCCAGUGCGGAAGGCGAGGGGCCGUCUGGUCAACGUCUGCAGCGUCACUGGUGAGUUGAGUCUCUUGAGUGGGGGCUCCCGCGUGGCCCAGUGUCACCAGGGGGCGAAGGUCAGCGUCCAGCUCACAGGAAACCCAAGCGUGCUGCCCUGGAACCUGGUGGAGCGGCCCCUCCCAGGAUUUCCUCACACAGACUUUUGUCAGCAACUCUCCCUGAGGGGUUGGCAUCUCAAAGACGUCUUCUUCUGGCCCCUGCAGCUCCCAGGAUUCCCAAAAGGGAAGCAGUGGGUGUGA